Molecule: messenger RNA, 2943 nt
Organism: Amphibalanus amphitrite
Lineage: Eukaryota; Metazoa; Arthropoda; Thecostraca; Balanomorpha; Balanidae
Product: probable ascorbate-specific transmembrane electron transporter 1
Exons: 5
Coding region: 221-1012 (263 amino acids)
Molecular function (GO): oxidoreductase activity
Source: RefSeq, a predicted model, not a curated record
GCCGCCCGCUGGCCGGCGCCUGGCGUCGCCUCUGCGCGGUACUGCCGCGGGCGACUGCCGCCGCUCGCGCCUUGCGCGCCGACGGACCAGUUGCGACUCGAGCGGCGGCGCUGCGCGCGGCUGUGGAGUGGUGUUACUGUCUUGUGCGAACCCUGCGGGCGCCGCUGGCUGUCAUCGAACCUCACGGAGCUUGGAUUCCAACGGCCGUAACCGAUCAGGAAUGGGGCGGUUUCACCGAGAGGUGCACGAGGAGCAGGUGGAGAUGUCGGGCGGCUCGCGCUGCUGCUUCUCGCUGCUGACCCUCCUGGCCGAGGUACUGCUCUUCGGCAGCGUGGCGCUGGUGGUCGCCUGGUGCCUCAAGUACCGCGGCGGCUUCGCCUGGACCGAGGACCCCAACCUGCAGUUCAACCUGCACCCCGUGCUCAUGGUGUCCGGAUUCAUCUUCUUCGCUGGACAUGCAAUGCUGACGUACCGGCAGUGGCGCUGCUGUAACCACUCGACCAUCAAGCUGGUGCACACGCUCUACCACAUCAUGGCCAUCCCGUGCAUCGCCGUCGGCCUCAUCGCCGUCUUCGACUUCCACAACAACAAGAAGCCGACGCCGAUCCCGAACCUGUACUCGCUUCACUCGUGGAUGGGUCUGGUCACCGUCGGCCUCUAUGGACUGCAGGUACUUCCGGCGUUCAUCGUCGGGUUCUUCUCGUUCCUGUUCCUGCUCUGCUGCGACACGGCCACGGCCUCGUUCCGCGCCGCGCUGGUGCCCGUGCACAGCAGCUUCGGCAUCACCACCUUCUUCCUGGCUGUGGCCACCUGCCUCACCGGGCUCACAGAGAAGGUCCUCUUCACCAUUAGGGAUACGUACCAGAGUCUGGGCGAGGAGCCGAUCGUUGUCAACGUGUUCGCAAUGUGUCUGGUGCUGGUGGCCAUCGUCAUGUCGGUGCUACUGCUGCUCGACCGGUUCCGGCAGAACACGGAGCGCCUCAUCCUCGUCAGCAGGCAGCACGAGGCCUGAGCCCGUCUCAGUGACGUCAUUGGGCGUCAGUGUGACGUAAAUGGGCGUCAAUAUGACGUCAGUGUGGCGUGAUGUCGCUGAAGAGCGGCGGAGUGAAACGAAUACUGAGUGGGACGUCGUGGGAGAAGUGUAAUGCUAUUGAAGAAGAGAAGCCUGUAGUGGUGUCGAUGAAUAGUGGGAUGUUCCGAAGUGUUAUGCGAUGAUGGAAGGCGCGUGUAAGGUCAAAAUCUAGCAGCAUCUGUCUGGCGAAAUGGUGGGAUAUAAUGAGAUUAUGGACGUUAUAAAGACAACGUAGGGUGAUCGGUGCGGAGUUGCUCCCGAUACCCCAAAUAUGUGCGGGUAGACCUACCUGAGCGAAGCAUUUGGAUCUGAGUGAUGCUGGAGAUAAUUCGUAUCAUUGAAACGCAUAAAUAUCGGCGUUCUUGCAAACCAUGCUAUUUACGUUAGUGGAAACGUCGACUUCAACGCCCGACCGCGGCGAAGAUGAUUGUUAGAAGUGGGUGGAUUUUAGUGUUGCGAAGAGCUCGCAGUGAAUAUACAGCUUGUUGGAGGCACCUCGCGGCCUGGAAGACUGGACCGCUGUACAAAGACACCGACUAACAUCGACGUCUUACUCAACACUGACCCUGACCGAACAGCUGUUCACUGUUGCCAGCUUUGCUUUUAACAGGUGCCGGAGUAGGGGGAGCAUCUCCGGUGGUGUUGUCGCUUUGACCCCCGACCCGCGCUGCCCCGGUGGCUGUCCGCCGACUACUCGCUUCUGUAACCGCCGCUAGCUGUCCGGCGUUCCGCGCCUCCCGACCCCUCGCUUUGCCUGGCGCUGCGAUCGCUUGGUGGCGGCUCACACUCUCCCGCUCGGCUCGCCCGCAGGGACACCUACUCGUCCAUGCCGGACGAGGGCCUGGUGGUGAACGCGCUCGGCUGCACGCUGGUGGCCGCCCUGGUGGUGAUCUCGGUCAUCACGUCGCAGAACGUGUUCAGACAGAGCCGCGCGCACGGCGGCAUCGCCACCGAGCUCUGACCGGCGCCCGGUGACACCGAACGGCAGUAUGAGCGGCAGUGGCGACACCUCUGCCGGCGCGGCGCUGAACGGUCACAGGGCUCCGAGGGACCGGUGCAGCGGGACCGCGCCCGGCCGGCGGGGCCCGGCCGGGAGCAUUGUGGCGAGGUGGUUUGGUGCACACAGCUGCCGCGUGUGGCUCGCUCCAAAGGCAGAGCGUUCGUCAUUUAGCUGCCGUUGUGCAUGUAUAAACUUCAUUUUAACGCUCUUGCCAGCAAGUGAGAAUCACGACCGUCACGCGUUACUCGAAAGGAAAAUGUCUUCCAUAUAUAUCAUUAUCAUGAACUAAGAUCUGAUGCUCUCGAUUGUAGGUUGAAAGCUGAUGCUGUAUUAUCUGCCGAGCCCGUGUCAUUUAUAUCGGGAACUAUACGAUCGGCGCAGUUCGGUCGAAUGAAUGGAUACUUGCAGACUUUUUUCUUCCGGAAUCGCCUUACCUACUUAGUAUUGAGUAUUGAGCGGUAGGUAUAGCACCACGGCCGGCGCGGCGGUGUUUUGGUUUAAUUCUGUGCAGCAUUGUAGCGCAGACGAUGGUGUGUUACGUCGCCAAGGCUGAGAGCUAAGGCGCCGAGUGUUGAGAGAGGUGUUUGGCGUGGCGUAGCGGGGUGUAUUACAUGGACCAGUGUCUUGUUCGAGCGGGUCAUUGCGGUUGGUUGAGAGAACGUGUGUAUGUGGAUGGCCUGUGUCAGCCUCUAUAAGACAAACCUGGCAAGACGCGAGUGUCAGACAAUGUCGCUUGUUAAAACCUCAUUCCAGGCGAAUAUGGCAGUUCGGUCAGAUGCGUUUAGAUGGUAGACUAGUUACUGGAUAAGUGAAAAAAAAAAACGGGGCCGUUUACGGCUCCUGAAUAUGAAUGAAUACACGAUAAGUCGAA